UAAAUACCACCCUUGAAUCCCUCCCAUUUGAGCACUACACACAAGCUAAGCUUAGCUCGAGCUCAUUCAUAUACCUUAGCUUAGCUAAAGCCUAGCUCACUCUCACUCUCACUCUUGCAUUGCAUUGCAAUAUUGCAAUAUUGCAUUGGUCAUGAACACUCGAGGCAGCGGCAGUAGCAGCAGCAGCAGCAGCAGCCAGGCCAGCCUGAUGGCGUUCUCGGAGCCGCCGAAGCCGGCGAGCCAGCCGUCGCCGCCGUCGUCGCCGAUGAGCGAGCGGCCGCCGUCGGGGCGCAGCAGGCGGCGCGCGCAGGAGCCAGGGAGGUUCCUCGGCGUGCGGCGGCGGCCGUGGGGGAGGUACGCUGCCGAGAUACGCGACCCGACCACCAAGGAGCGGCACUGGCUGGGCACGUUCGACACGGCGCAGGAGGCGGCGCUGGCGUACGACCGCGCCGCGCUGUCCAUGAAGGGCGCCCAGGCGCGCACCAACUUCGUCUACACCCACGCCGCCUACAACUACCCGCCGUUCCUCGCGCCGUUCCACGCGCCGCAGUACGCCGCUGCCGCCGCCGCGCCGUCCUCGGUGCAGUACGGCGGCGGCGUGGGCGCGGCGCCGCACAUUGGCUCGUACGGUCACCACCACCACCACCACCACCACCACGGACAUGGCGCGGCGUCGGGCGCGUCGUCGGUGGGCGAGUGCUCGACGAUGCCGGUGAUGGUCCCGGUUGAUCCCCACCGCUCCAGCAUGUCGUCGUCGCUGCUGGACAUGGACAGGAACGGCCACGACUUCCUCUUCUCCGGCGCCGACGACAACUCCGGGUACCUGAGCAGCGUGGUGCCGGAGAGCUGCCUCCGGCCGAGGGGCGGCGGCGCCGCGGCCGAUCAUCAGGACAUGCGGCGCUACUCCGACGCCGACGCCUACGGCAUGAUGGGGCUCCGGGAGGACGUCGACGACCUCGCGCAGAUGGUCGCCGGCUUCUGGGGCGGCGGCGACGCGGCGGACCAGCUCGGCGCCUGCGGGUUCCCGGCGAGCGGCGGCGCCGCCGACAUGGUCGCCUCGUCGCAGGGCUCCGACUCCUACUCUCCAUUCAGCUUCCUCUCCCAUUGAUCGAGUUGCACCGGGCAUUGCAUGGCUAAUCACGCACUUUGCCUCUGAGCGAUCAUGCAUAUAUCAUUUCCUGUCUACCAUGAUCAGAUCGAGUUGAUCUUGAUCAAUCUGCGUUUGAUCGAUCGAGCAAGAGAUCGAGUAGUAUAGCAGCAGCAGCAGCAGCAGCUAGCAGUAGAUCGAACAAGAAGAGUGGCUUGGCGCCAUUUCUAGUUAAUUAAGUAGAGCUUCUUCAAAUAUGUACUUAGGCAGAUGAUCUCUCUCUCUCUCUCUCUCUCUCUCUCUCUCUCUCUCUCUCUUCUAUAUUAGCAUUAGUACCUACUUAGCCAUCAUAUUCAUGCAUGCAUGCAUGAUAUAUUGCAUGGCACAGCUUGUUAAUUUCUUCUAGCAUCUUAAUCAAUUAAUCCAUGACCUGGUUCAAAA
Messenger RNA from Oryza sativa Japonica Group (Japanese rice), 1528 nucleotides. The record is from RefSeq and is a predicted model, not a curated record. Lineage: Eukaryota; Viridiplantae; Streptophyta; Magnoliopsida; Poales; Poaceae.